Adineta steineri is the source of this 1329-nucleotide messenger RNA. The record is from the annotation of a GenBank genome assembly. Lineage: Eukaryota; Metazoa; Rotifera; Eurotatoria; Adinetida; Adinetidae.
AUGGCUUCAAGAACAGUUUGUUUAUGGUUUUUAUUUAUGAUUAUUACAGAAGUAGUCGGAGAAAAUACACAAUCAAUAAUAAUGUCUUUAACACCUGAUUCUAAAUAUCAAUGUGUCAAUACAACGUGUUUACCAUUCAUUAGUUUUAUUACGUCAAACAUUAGAAAUUGUCAAAUAGUCUGUUUAACUCAAAGUCAUUGCAGAGCAGCAACUUUUCAUCGAUCAACAUCUAAUUGUGAAUUAUUUGGUGAUAUGUUGAAUCAAAAUGAAAAUAUGUUGACUGAUGUCGAUGCUACUACUAUGAAUAUCAUUAGUGGAACACGUUUUCAACCUGAAUGGACAACGACAGGAAACAUGAGUAUCGGACGAUAUUGGCACACAGCAUCUACAUUAGUAAAUGAAUCCGUAUUAGUUGUUGGUGGAUCGGGCAACGGUGGUUAUCUCAAUAGUGCUGAAUUGUACAAUCCAUUAACAGGCACUUGGACAACCACAGGAAACAUGAGUACCGUACGAUAUAUUCACACGGCAUCCGUAUUAGCAAAUGGAUCAGUAUUAGUUACUGGUGGACAGAACUCCGUUGGUGAUCUCGAUAAUGCUGAAUUAUAUAAUCCAUCAACAGGCACUUGGACAACUACAGGAAAUAUGAAUGUCCUACGAGCAGCUCACACAGCAUCCAUAUUAGCAAAUGGAUCAGUAUUAGUUGCUGGUGGACACAACGGUACUAGUUAUCUCGAUAGUGCUGAAUUGUACAAUCCAUCAACAGGUACUUGGAUAACCGCAGGAAGCAUGAGUUUCGCACGAGCUUGGCACACAGCAUCCACAUUAGCAAAUGGAUUAGUAUUAUUUACUGGUGGAGAUAACAGUAUUGGUUAUCUUAACAGUGCUGAAUUGUACAAUCCAUCAACAGGCACUUGGACAACUACAGGAAACAUGAGUAUUGCACGAUAUGUUCACACAGCAUCCACAUUAGCAAAUGGAGAAGUAUUAGUUGUUGGUGGAUCGGGCAACGGUGGUUGUCUCAAUAGUGCUGAAUUAUAUAAUCCAUUAACAGGGACUUGGACAACUACAGGAAACAUGAGUGUCGCAAGAUGUUAUCAUACAGAAUCUACAUUAUCACAUGGAUCAGUAUUAGUUACUGGCGGAUACAACGGUGCUAGUUUUCUCAAUAGUGCUGAAUUGUACCAUCCAUCCACAGGCACUUGGACAACUACAAGAAGCAUGAAUGUUGCACGAGAACUUCACACAGCAUCCACAUUAGUAAAUGGAGAAGUAUUACUUACUGGUGGGAGCAACAACGGUGGUUAUCUCAAUAGUGCUGAGCUUUAUUAA